AAUAGAUAACUAUCAACGUAUGAAUUUGUGGAUCCGAAUUUUUUUUUUGCGGUCCACCAUAAUUGAUGCUCAGGAGCGAAUGAAAUUUUGUUGUUGGCAAAAGUUCGCGCUCAUAUUCCAAUGGUAACCAACAAAACCACUGGAUAAACCGACCCAUCCAAUCACACACAAUUGAUAUCACAUAAAAAACCCAUCGGAUAAUCAUUAAAUCAGAUUCAAUGACCAAUUUGGAUUCAGAUUGUUGAAUUGGACCAAACAAUUUUCGACACUGAUCUCAUCAUCUCAACGUAACGGAUUAUCAAGUGGAACAAAGGCGCCAAUUUUUUAUUCGAAAGAAUGCCGUCGUAGCACAUACAACAACAACAACAACAAUUUUUAUAGACAUUUUAUUGAAAAUUUUUCAUAAUUUUAUUUAUUAAUUAAAUACUGAAUAAACAACAUGUUCAUCAAACAGGUUGUCAUAAGUGGUUUUCGUUCAUAUCGUGAACAAACGGUUGUCGAACCAUUCAGUCCCGGUCAUAAUGUUAUUGUUGGUCGUAAUGGUUCCGGGAAAUCAAAUUUUUUCUAUGCCAUACAAUUUGUUUUGAGUGAUGAAUUUUCACAUUUGCGUCCGGAUCAACGGCAACAAUUACUGCAUGAAGGACCAGGUCAACGAACAAUGAUUGCAUAUGUGGAAAUCAUUUUCGAUAAUUCAGAUAAUCGUCUUCCAAUCGAUGAAUCAACGGUCACUUUGCGACGACAGAUUGGAUUGAAAAAAGAUCAAUAUUAUUUGAAUAAAAAGAUUGUUACACGUGCUGAUGUUAUGAAUGUAUUGGAAAGUGCCGGUUUUUCACGUAGCAAUCCAUAUUACAUUGUUAAACAAGGUAAAAUCAAUCAAAUGGCUACAGCACCGGAUCCACAACGAUUGAAAAUUUUGCGUGAAGUUGCCGGCACCCGAAUCUAUGAUGAACGUAAAGAAGAAUCACGUGUAGCACUUCGUGAAGCGGAAAAUAAACUGGAAAAAAUAAUCGAUCUAAUCAAAUAUAUUGAAGAAAAAUUACAAACACUUGAAGGUGAAAAAGAAGAAUUGAAAGAAUAUCAAAAAUGGGAUAAAAUGCGUCGUGCACUUGAAUAUACUAUUUACAAUAAUGAAUUGGAAGAUUCACGAAAACGCCAGAAAGAAUUGGAAACUCGUCGUGAAACAAGCAGUAUGGUGACGGAAAAAUUACGUGAACAACUUCAAUCAUCAACGGAAAAAAUCAAAGAUUUAAGCCGUGAUUUACGCGAGGUAAAAACAAAACUUCAAACAUAUAAAGACGAAAAAGAAGCUCUACAACAUGAACAUACAACAUUUGUCAAAGAGAAAACACGUCUUGAAUUGCAUAUCAAAGAUUUAAAAGAUGAAGUUGAAGGUGAUACUAGUUCAAAGAAACGUGCUGAAGCUGAAUUAACUAAUCUGAAAGAAAGAAUUGCUGAAAAACAGAAUGAAUUGGAUCAAAUUAAACCAGAAUAUGAAGAAAUGAAAUUACUUGAAGAAGAAUGUACCAGAGAACUAAGUCUUAAAGAACAAAAACGUUCCGAAUUGUAUGCAAAACAAGGACGUGGUAGCCAAUUUACAUCGAAAAAUGAACGUGAUAAAUGGAUACAGAAUGAAUUGAAAAAACUUCAACGUAAUCUACAAGAUAAACGUGUACAAAUUGAACGGCUUCGUGAAGAUCUUAAACGUGAUGCUAAACGUAAAGAAGAACUUGAAUCGAAAAUUGAUGAAUUGACAAAAGAAUUGGAAAAUAAUCGAUCAAGUAUCGAUAAUCAGAAUAAAUCCUAUUAUGAUAUGAAAAAGAAAAAAGAUACGCUACAAAAUGAACGAAAUGAAAUGUGGCGCCAAGAAAAUGCAUUACAACAGAAUUAUAACAUGUUGAUUGAAGAGAAAUCAAAAAAAGAUCAACUAUUACGUUCGAUGGUGGGAAAAACCGUUUUGAAUGGUCGAGAUUCAGUGCAAAAAGUUUUGGAAGUAUUUCGUGAACGUGGUGGUUCAUAUGAACCAAUCGUAAAAGGUUAUUAUGGAAUGUUGAUUGAAAAUUUUGAAUGCGGCAAAGAAUUCUAUACGGCCAUUGAAAUGACUGCCGGUAAUAAAUUGUUUCAUCAUAUCGUUGAAAAUGACAAGAUCGGUACACGUAUACUGCAAGAGAUGAACAAAAUGAAAUUGGCCGGUGAAGUAACAUUCAUGCCAAUCAAUCGUCUUUUUACUAAAGAAAUUGAUUAUCCACAAACACCGGAUGCCAUUCCAAUGAUAUCAAGAUUAACAUUCGAUAAAAAACAUGAUACCGUUAUGAAAUUCAUAUUUGGUAAAACAUUAAUCUGCCGUUCAUUAGAGGUAGCCACAUCAUUAGCUCGAAGUUCUCAUUUGGAUUGUAUAACAUUAGAUGGCGAUCAAGUUUCACAUAAAGGUUCACUUACAGGCGGUUAUUUUGAUACCCGAAGAUCUCGUUUAGAAUUACAUAAAUCUCAUACAGCUUUGAUGAAAGAUAUUUCUGAACAGAAAGAAAAACUCGAUAUGUUACAUGAAAAAUUGAAUGAUGUUGAACAACAAAUUAAUCAACUUGUCAGUGAAAUGCAACGUGCCGAAACCAAGAAUAGUAAAAACAAAGAUACAUUCGAUAAGAUGAAAACCGAUAUACGAUUAUUGAAGGAUGAACUAGCCGCUAUCGAAAAAUCACGACAACCAAAAGAACGAUCAUUAGUAAGUCAUGAAUCAAAUCUAAGCUCAAUGGAAUCACUACAGGAAUCGUUGAAAAGUGAACUACAACAAGAUCUAUUGACACAUUUAUCUGUUCAGGAUCAGCAAGAAGUUGAUCGUCUUAAUGAUGAGAUUCGUCAAUUGACGGUUAAAAAUAAAGAAGCAUUCAGUAGACGUAUGCAAUUGGAAGCACAAAAGAAUAAACUGGAAAAUCUUCUCAACAAUAAUCUAUGUCGUCGAAGAGAUGAACUUGAAGCAGCAUUGCAAGAAAUAUCUGUGGAAGAUCGAAGACAAAAAUUGGAAAGUGAACGUCAAGAAUUGUCCGUAAUAUCAAAUCGUAUUGAAGCUGUCAAUGAACAGAUGCGAACACUUGAUGAUAAUAUCGAUGCAAUGGCACGACGACAAAAAGAACUGCAAAUGGAAAUUGAAAAGAAAAAAAGCGAAGAACGAGAUACCAUAGAUAGAAUUAAUGAAGAUUCCAAAGAUCUUGAUAAAAUUACAUCGAAAAAUUCAAUGUUGGGCAAAAAAAUUGAUGAAUGUAUGCGUAAGAUACGUGAAUUGGGUACAUUGCCUGCUGAUGCCGAAAUGAAAUACAAUAAUCUAUCGUUGAAGCAGCUAUAUAAAAAAUUGGAAAGCUGUAAUAAAGAGCUACAAAAAUAUUCACAUGUAAACAAAAAAGCAUUGGAUCAAUAUUUGGAUUUUAGCGAGAAAAAAGAACGACUAAUGCAACGGAAAGGUGACCUAGAUGCUAGCCAUAAAUCGAUUAUUGAUCUAAUGAAUGCAUUGGAACAACGAAAAUAUGAAGCCAUACAAUUUACAUUCCGUCAGGUAUCAAUGUUUUUUAGUGAAGUUUUUAAAAAACUUGUACCAAAUGGCCGUGCAUCAUUGGAUAUGAAAGUGGAUGAUACGAUGCAAAAUCAAAAGAAUAAUAAUGAUAAUUAUGCUACACCAUCUAUUGAUAAUUUUACUGGUGUCGGUAUUCGGGUUUCAUUUACUGGAUCAAAUGCCGAAAUGAAAGAUAUGCAACAAUUGUCUGGUGGACAAAAAUCAUUGGUAGCAUUGGCAUUUAUAUUUGCCAUACAGAAAUGUGAUCCAGCACCAUUCUAUUUAUUCGAUGAAAUUGAUCAAGCAUUGGAUCCACAACAUCGUCGUGCUGUUGCCGACAUGAUUUGUGAGCUGAAAAAAGAUGCACAAUUUAUAACAACAACAUUUCGACCGGAAUUACUGGAGAAAGCGGAUAAAUUUUAUGGUGUUAAAUUUAGGAAUAGGGUCAGCCAUAUUGAAGUGGUAACAAAAGAAGAAGCACAAGAUUUUGUUGAAGAUGAUCAACAACAGGUAUAGUAGAGUAGCAAAUAAAUACCGACAUGGUAUGUGGACCUUUCUCUCUCUCUCUUGCAUCAACCUGUUGCCUAUAUAUUUUCGACAAAAUCCCUUUUCACACACACACAUCCUCAUUAAUUAUUAUUAUUAUGAUGGACAUUUAAGAAAUAAAUCCAUAAUAAUAUCAUUAU
Messenger RNA from Dermatophagoides farinae (American house dust mite), 4227 nucleotides. RefSeq names its product structural maintenance of chromosomes 3 (gene SMC3). Gene Ontology annotation, molecular function: ATP binding; protein binding; ATP hydrolysis activity. The record is from RefSeq and is a predicted model, not a curated record. NCBI's taxonomy places the organism in Eukaryota, Metazoa, Arthropoda, Arachnida, Sarcoptiformes, Pyroglyphidae. Gene Ontology annotation, cellular component: chromosome. Gene Ontology annotation, biological process: chromosome organization.